Messenger RNA from Stegostoma tigrinum, 5087 nucleotides. It is a transcript of the gene adgrl4, whose product is annotated as adhesion G protein-coupled receptor L4. Gene Ontology annotation, biological process: cell surface receptor signaling pathway; adenylate cyclase-activating G protein-coupled receptor signaling pathway. The transcript has 15 exons. Gene Ontology annotation, cellular component: membrane. Gene Ontology annotation, molecular function: G protein-coupled receptor activity; calcium ion binding. Bases 86 to 2185 code for a protein of 699 amino acids. The record is from RefSeq and is a predicted model, not a curated record. NCBI's taxonomy places the organism in Eukaryota, Metazoa, Chordata, Chondrichthyes, Orectolobiformes, Stegostomatidae.
CAGGAAAUUUCCUGCCUUAGAGUGAGAGAACCGUGGCUGCACAUCCCAACGUUGCUCACCGAGCAGAGAACAGACAAGAGGCUCAAUGAAAUUCAUCUUACUGUGUGUGUGGCUGUCCAGUCUGCUGGAUCUGUGCUCUCUGUCACCAAGCUCCCACCAUGACAGUGACAAGAACUGCAACAGCAAUGUGUGCAACAAGAAUGCCACCUGCAAAAUGAUGGGUGGGAAACUCGGAUGCUACUGUAAUGCAGGCUUCACAGGAGAUGGAGUGCGUCACUGUGAAGAUGACGAUGAGUGCCAAAAUGCAACUUUGACGUGUGGACAGAAUGCGACCUGCACAAACACUUAUGGGAGUUAUUACUGCACGUGCGUGGAAGGCUAUGAGUCCUCAGAACAUAAGAAAGAGUUUACUCCAAAUGAUGGCACCACAUGCCAAGAGAUUCCAGAGACGCCCUGCCAUUUAAAUAAUGAAUGUCUUUCUGGAAGGAUUAAUGAUACCUUGCAUCAGAUUAGCAACAUCAAAGAACCACGUGUGGUUUUGGAGGAGAUUGCACGAAACACCACUGGAGGCCUUUCGGCCACUGAUAUCCUUUUGUAUGUUGAAGUCCUCUCACGAUCAAUCCCAAAGCUGACCUCAAUCAACGAGACGGUACCUGACAGAAGGAAGAUCACCAACAUCACGAUGAAAGCACUGGUUAAGACAGUGAACAAUCUCCUACAACCAGACGAAAUGGUGGUGUGGAACAAAAUUGGAGACGAAGAGAGGAGAAAGAGUGUCACAAAGCUGCUGCACACCGUGGAAACAUCAGCCCUUGGCAUCUCACACCACUUGAAAAGGACAACAGAGCUUGUGUUUAAGGAGAGUGAUGUUGCCCUUAAACUAUAUACUUUUGAUUUAAGUCGUGAUAAGCAGCCUCAUCCGCAUGCAAAUCUGAAUGGGAAUCACAUAAGUAUCUCACAACAGAAGACUGAAAUGGCCAGCUCUAACGGGACUCUCACCAUCAUUUUCCUGCAGUACAGCAGCAUUGGCUCGCUCCUCAGACUGUCCAACAGCUCGCAUGAUGGGGACCACAAUGGGACUGCGAUGCAGCUGGACUACGUUGUGAACUCACCGAUCAUUGCUGCAGCGAUCAAAUCAAACCCUCCAUCUCUGUACCUCAUGGAUUACGUAGCAUUCACCCUGAAGCAUCUCGAGCCUCUAGACAAGCGGAAAGCUCUGUGUGUAUUUUGGAAUUACUCAGCUCUCAGCAUGGAGGGCGAGUGGACCACGGAAGGUUGCAAGACCCUGCACUUCAAUGCCACACACACCACGUGCAGAUGUAACCACCUGACCAACUUUGCAGUUCUGAUGUCUUCCUUCCGGAUCAGUGAUGUCCUACAUGAUAAUAUCCUGACACGGAUUACCCAACUGGGGAUUAUUGUGUCCUUGAUCUGUCUGUCAAUGUGCAUCUUUACCUUCUGCUUCUUUGGUGAGAUUCAAAGUACGAGGACAACCAUUCACAAGAAUCUCUGUUUCAGCCUGUUUAUUGCAGAGCUGCUGUUUCUUACUGGGAUUAACAUGAACAGUAAUAAGCUUGUCUGCUCCAUCGUAGCUGGACUGCUGCAUUACUUUUUCCUGGCAGCCUUUGCUUGGAUGUGCAUUGAGGGUAUUCACCUUUAUCUAAUUGUGGUUGGAGUGAUUUACAACAAAGGGUUUCUGCACAGAAAUUUCUACAUCUUCGGAUACGGUAGCCCUUUCGUCGUCGUGGGAAUCUCGGCAAUUCUUGGCUACAAGUAUUAUGGCACCGAUAAAGUCUGCUGGCUCAGCACAGAAAACAACUUUAUAUGGAGUUUCAUUGGCCCAGCGUGUUUAAUCAUUUUGGUUAAUCUGCUGGCAUUUGGAGUCAUUAUAUACAAAGUAUUCCGACACACUUCCAUGUUGAAACCUGAAGUGAGCUGCUAUGAAAAUAUUAGAUCAUGUGCCCGUGGUGCCAUGGCAUUGCUCUUCCUCCUUGGAGCCACCUGGACCUUCGGUGUUUUGCACAUUAUCAAGGGAUCCAUGGUGACGGCAUAUCUGUUCACUAUCUCUAAUGUAUUCCAAGGGAUGUUCAUCUUUGUAUUUCUCUGCAUCCUAUCAAAAAAAAUCCAGAAAGAGUACUACAGACUAUUUAAAAAUGUGCCCUGUUGCUUUGGGUGCCUGAGAUGAGGUGGAUUGAAGAUGAAAGACAAAGAUGAAAUGGAAGAAGACAAAGAGAAGAAAGGAUGCAUUUCAGAAGAGCCACAAGCAGUGUUGAUUGUUAAGAGAUUAUAAUUUAUUUAAAGCUUUAAACUGGGUGUUAGAGGGGAUGGAGGGGGCACUGUGUGCAGUAUUCCUUAGAAUCUUUUACAACUCAACAUGCCUCCUAAUGUACUUGUUUUAUCCUGUAGCUUUGAAAUCUGUUUACAUAGCUUAGAUUGUUUGUGGAAACAGCAAAAGAAAGCUGAGAGUCUUCCUGUGAUCUUCCUCACUUACCAGAGAUUUUUAAACAAUUACACCAUCAAAACAACCAGUCAACAGCGUAGAGGAAUGUCAUCUUAAAUGCACAGAGCUAUCAUCCACCAGGACAAACAAUUAUAACCUCUCAGUCUACAUUUUAAUAUUUGCAGUAAAAUAAUUCCUCUUGUAACUAAAAAGCAGUCAAUUUCCUGUUGCUCGCUGUGGCCACUGAGGAAGGGAAAUCUCUGAAGUUCCCUCCCCCCAUCCUCCUCUCUGAUGAAGGGUCUAGGCCCGAAACGUCAGCUUUUGUGCUCCUGAGAUGCUGCUUGGCCUGCUGUGUUCAUCCAGCCUCACAUUUUAUUAUCUCUGAAGUUCACAGUUUUUUUUGAGAAUGUGACCUGAUAAUUAUGGAAUAAACUCAGACCUUCUCCCAGCUUUCAUUAAAUGAGGGUUUUCUUCCCCUUCUCUCUGCAACCUCACCCAGUUCUUCUUAACUAAAAAAUGGAGAGGAAAUGAAUCAUCUCUCGGUGAAUAAUAGAAUUAAUACAAAGGAAGGGUGAAUGCGGAGAAGGAUGCAUAAAAACUGGUUUCAUCAUAGCCCAGAGGAAUGCCACUCAGCCCAUCAUUAGACGUGCAGCCCCUUUCUAUCAGGCUGACACGUACAGGCUAACACAUUCUUCAUUGCACCAAGUAGUUUGGUAUCCUAAAACAACCUGCACUGGAUCCCUGCCGGGUAUUGUCUAUAGGGCACUACAUAGCCUUAUUGAUGAGAUUAGUCUCUCCAGCACAGUGGGCACUUCUUCAUUUGAAUGUUGCAGCGAUUCAAGGAGGUAGCUGCUCCCUAACUCAAAUACCCUGGACUUAAUAUAGAGUUCAACUCCUUCAGAUUGUGAACUCACUCCCACUUCUUCCCUUUCUUUAAGCUUUACUUGUUACAUUCUCUAUCACCAUGCCCUCUCUGCCCACAUCACUGUUACUGUCUGUUCUUUCCAGCCUGGCAGUUAGACACACCAAUGUUCUGUCAUUCUCACAUUUCGAUCUGCAAUAUCAACAUCCUUUCUCCCUCAGCCCUCCACCCCUCAAUCCCUCACAUCAUGUCAGCUCUGAUGAAGAGUCAUCUAGACUUGAAAAGGUUAGUUUCCUCCCUUUCCAUUAUGCUGCCUGACCCACUGUGAUCUCCAGCAUUUGUUGUUUUCAGGACAGUAAAUGAUAGACCUACUGAAAUGCCCAUAUCCCGCAAACUACCAUUAUAUUGACUAAUCUGUCACAUUAUCAGCUAAUCUCAGUUUUGUUUUCUAUGGGAUAGUGGUAUCAUUGGAAAGGUGCAUCAUUGGUUGCCCAUUCCUAACGGACCUGAACUGGGCAAUUUUAGGAUCAACUACAUUUCUGUGAAUUUAGAGUCACAUGCAGAAUAGACCAGGUAAGGAUGGCACAUUCCAGUAAUUCAGUAAUUCACAGUGAUUUAAUGGAAGCAAUCAUUCAAUUUUGUUCAUUAAAUUUAAAUUCCACAGUUGCCUGGUGGGAUUUGAACUCUUGUCAUCAGAGCAUUGGCCUAAGCGUUUAGAUUAACAGCCCAAUGAAAUUGCCACUUCAUCACUAUUUCCCAAUCUGGUUAUGAACUACAGCUGACAGUGAUGGAGCAAUGAACCAUUACCCUUCAUGCCUUCCCCCCCAAGUUAGUAAACUCUACAGAAACCUUGUAAAGAAAUGUCCACUGAAAAACAAAAAAAUGUUUCAGAUUUACUAUGGUCUCUGGCCUUUCAUGAGAAAUAGGGAUAAACACAGCUAAAGUAUGAAAGAGAUUUGAGAUGUUUGAUUGACGCAAAGUGUUGACCAUGAUAAAUUUUGCAAUUUCAUGACAAUCAUUCCAUUGGCAAAUGUGAAGGGCCACUCAAUACUAGCAACCUUCCAGCUAUGAGAUAGGAAUCUGUCUAAGCAACAGCCCUUUAGAACUGAGAUAAGGAAGAUAUUGAAUCUGUAGAAACUGUUGUCACAGAAAUCUGUGGAGGCCAAUUCAUUGAGUGUCUUUAAGACAGAGAUCGAUAGGUUCUUGAUUACGAAGAUCAAGGGUUACAGGGAGGAGGCAGAAGAAUGAGGCUGAGAAACAUGACAACCAUGGUCAAAUGGUGGAGCAAACUUGAUGGGCCAAAUGGCCUAAUUCUUCUCCUAUAUCUUAUGGCUUUAUUGUUUGGUCAACACUGUUUGAGGGAUGAAGUCUUGAGUGCAACCUAUUUCUCUUAAGGUGUCAUAAAACAAAUCAAUUUCUACCUGCAGAAGCAAAUGAAGCUUCAGUCUCUACCAAAGGAUAUUAGGAAAAUCUUUCCUGCUGUCAGGUGUAGGGCCAGACUACUGUAUUAACUUUGCACCCUCCAUCCAGCAAUUCAAAAGCACUUGUGUUUCUAACUGAGCCAAGUUGGAAUGCAGCAAUAAGUUGAUAAUGUUACAAUAUGGGCCCAUUUGUGUUACCGAUUGUGGAGACAACUAGUUCAUUGUGCAUGACAAUCAGAAUACUAUAGCUGGAUGCUUCAAUCUGUUUCUUUAAUAUAAUUCCCAGUGAAUUUUAAUUAAAGAUGUAAUCCAUUUCAAGACAUGUUUUGAUAUUCAUAAUCAAAUAAAAAUUUCAUAACUUUAA